Messenger RNA from Sodiomyces alkalinus F11, 7475 nucleotides. Its product is annotated as peroxide stress-activated histidine kinase mak2. NCBI's taxonomy places the organism in Eukaryota, Fungi, Ascomycota, Sordariomycetes, Glomerellales, Plectosphaerellaceae. The record is from RefSeq and is a predicted model, not a curated record. The transcript is spliced from 3 exons. Bases 174 to 7391 code for a protein of 2405 amino acids. Gene Ontology annotation, molecular function: protein binding; histidine phosphotransfer kinase activity; phosphorelay sensor kinase activity. Gene Ontology annotation, biological process: protein autophosphorylation; phosphorelay signal transduction system.
CCCAGCCCUUCGAAACCUCGCCAUGGCCGCUCGCGAUUAGCAGGUUUUAACCAUGUUGCAUGCUCCCGCGUGAAUUAACAGCUUGCGUCCACUUUGCGACGCUCGAGAAAACUUCCCCCUCCCUUUUGGACGAAUAUCUUGACUCCCCAUGAUCUCGCACCUCUCUCGUCAAUAUGGACGGUGCUGCAAUUGUGUCGGACGAUCAUCUCGAUCCGCCUUCCAGGCUCUUUGAACGUCUUCGCCAGAUCGCAGGCUACACCUGGGACGACACUCAACCUCCGUUUCACACAUCAUAUGAUAUCUGGCAAGUGGUAGGAACCAGAUUCGUCUCCCCCUUUUCACCACAACCCACUGCCUCUAGUCCCGGAUCCGCCGCAAGGUUACAGUCCGGCCGACCAUCACCGUCCGAAUACCCCGGUCCUCAUGGCAUACUCGGAUCCGUUUCGUCCACCGACGCAAGUAGCGAAUUAACAGCUGGAUCCCCUUCUGCGCUGACCUCGAAUCCGGAGACCCCGUAUGUAGAAGAGCCCGUAGUGGCUCGCAUCUCGUACCACGUACUCCGCGAGGAAAGGACGUUCUACAUAACCAAAAACCUCAUAGCGUCGGUCGACGAUGACGGUGAACAUAUUGCCAAGCCUGUGGACCUCGUCCGCUUGGCAUCUCAGCCCACCGACCGCGGGACGAUUAUCGUCGCCAUAUACCAAUAUGCCGGCCGCAAUGACCUCUUCGACCUGAUAGACAUGGGGCCUGCCUUCUACCGGACCCGCAAGGUCGGCGACCAUUAUGAGGCCUACCGGCAGGAAGACUCCCAACUGAAGCCUCCCAUCAGCCUGCCCAAGUUUAUGGACUUCGCAGUUGGUGCGGCACAGUGCCUGGAAAUUCUUCACUACGGCCAGGGCACCACGCACGGCGAGAUCCGACCAGAUGCAUUCCACUUCAACAUGGAAACGAAUCGAGUCAAGCUCGUCGCACUUGGCACCGGUACCAGGUCUUUCGAGAAUCGACUCCAGAGCUCAGCCUGGUCGAAUUUGUCGAAGGAACUGGGAGCUAAGAACAAGCUGUUGUAUAUUAGCCCGGAGCAGACCGGUCGCAUGCCCGCCGAGCCUGACAGCAGGACUGAUAUUUACUCUCUGGGCAUCGUUUUCUGGACCCUGCUCGCUCAGCGGCCCGUGUUCGAGGGUGACAGCCCCUUGGACAUUGUCCAUUCUGUUUUGAAAGGCAGCAUACCUCGCCUGUCCAAUGUGAGGCAGGAUGUGCCGGCAGUCCUGUGCGAUAUCAUUGAGAAAUGCACUGCCAUGCGGGUGGGAGACCGGUAUCAUUCGGCCAGCGGUCUGCGACAUGACUUGGUCAAGGUACGGCAAUUCUUGAACGAAGGGGAUCGACAAGCCCUCGAUAAAUGGACCAUCGCGGAGAAGGACGUCUCAUCCUUCUUCAUCCUGCCGACCAUAAUGAUUGGCCGUCAAAAAGAGCAGAACGAGUUGCUCAGGGUCAUUGAUCGAGUCGCCAAAAGCCACGCAAUGAGCUCCAAGGCCACUAAUAGCAGAGUCUCCGAAGGAUCAACCCCGUCGACCGAGGUCCCAGACACCGGGACCGUGUCGAGCGAGGGUGCCAGUUCUGCCGAGGGCAACGCCCUGCGUAGCGGGUCGUUCGCGCAAACUUCGUCCUCGGAUCCUAGGCAGACAAGGGCGAGCUUUGUCCCCUCUGUGCUCUCCGACUCCCAGACCAUUUCCGGGGAGACUAUCGCAUCGUCUAAUUCCGGCUCAUUGGCUCGUAUGGCAAGGCCCUGGGAAAGGCACCACUCCGUGUCUGUCGAGGCCAGGAGCUUGGGCGACGGCAUGGGGCCCACAGCCGAGACAAACCGCCAUAGCCUUGCUGCCUCUGCUGAGCCGACCUCAUCGAGCCUUUCGCGACAACUCGGUUCAGCCAAGUUCCGGUGCCGAGGCCUCUGUGAAAUUGUGACCAUAGAGGGCGUUGCGGGUCUGGGCAAAAGCUUCUUAUCCCAGUCCGUCUUCGCGGAAGCCAGAAAAAGGGGCUACUUUGUCACGGCCAAAUUUGACAGUGCGCGCAGGCAGGCUUUUGGGCCUUUGCUUAAGUUGCUGUCCUCGUUAUUCAAGCAAGUCUUCGGCGAGAAGCAUACCAACACCCCGUUCCAUCUUACACUGAAGCAAUGCAUCCGUCCCGUGUGGCCAAUGCUCGCCAAAAUGCUCGGGCUACCCGAGCAUCUUCUUGGAGCCAUUGAUACCUCUCUGGCACGAUCGCCGUCUACUUUUCAGCCGAGGCCCGGCAGGAUAGCGAGCGUCAAGCGGCGGUCGCCGGACAACUCGCCUACACUCUUGCCCCAGAACCCGAGCGUUUCGUCACAGCCAUCACAGGAUCUUCUCCGAGCUGGAACUUCUACAAUGAAUACGCGGUUAAUGAACACUUACCUGGAUGUCCUUCGAAUGUUCACAUCCCACAAGUUCGUUUGUUUUGUCCUCGACGAUCUUCAUUACGCAGACAGCGAGUCUCUGGAACUGGUGUCCCAGAUCAUUGCCGCACGGCUGAAGAUGGUCAUCGUUCUGACCUACCGGCCCGACGAAAUCUCUCCCGAAACAAUCGAGACCAUCAUCAACCCCCUCGAAGCUGACGAGUACACCCGUUCGGGGUGCCCAGUUGUUACGAAAAUCCCUCUGAAUCCACUGAGCGAGAACGAUAUUGUGCAGUACGUUGCGACCACGCUAUGUCGGCCAAAAGAGGAGAUUCAGCCAUUGGCACUCGUCAUCCAGUCCAAGACGGCUGGAAACCCUUUCUACAUGAGGGAGAUGCUCAGCGCUUGUUACCGCAGCAAGACCAUUUGGUACGAUUACAAGGACGGUAACUGGCAUUACGAUCUUGACCGGCUGUUCGACCAGUUCAAGACAGAAGAAGGUUACGAUGUUCUUGAUACGGAUUUUAUCACCCAGAGACUAGAAGAGCUGCCGCCAGCUUCUAGAGCCUUUUUGGCUUGGGCCUCUCUUCUCGGCUACACCUUCUCCUUUGACCUGGUUUGUCGUCUCAUGAGCGGCGAAUUUCAGUAUGCGGAAGAAGAUGGCCAGUGUUCCGAGCCAGGCGAUCGCUGCCCCAUCUAUUCAAACGACGAUGCCGUUGCUGGUCUCCAGGCUGCAGUGACAGCCUGCAUUCUUGUGCCCGGCGAAACCGACGACAGAUUCCGCUUUGCGCAUGAUCGCUACAUACAGGCGUCGGCAAACCUCAAGGAAUGCAAUGCCCGCAAAAUGCGAUUCAUAAUCGCACAAACGCUCCUGAAAUACUAUUCUUCCGAUUCUCGGGCCAGAGAUAUUGCCGCCUCUCACAUUUGCGAUUCCGUCGGCAUUGUCAAGCGACGGGUUCACUGUCGCCAGCCAUUCCGCAAGUUGCUGCUCGAGUGCGCGUUGGCUGCGACGGAAAAUGGCGCCCGGCCCACGGCGGCCAAGUACUAUUCCACAGCAGUUGCCCUUCUGCAGCCCAAUCCGUGGGACGAUAACGCCGUGGAUGUUUCGUACGAUGAGACGAUACGCCUCCAUAUACGAGCCGCGGAAUGCAGUAUCUACAUCAACCAGAACGACGAAGCUUGCGAACUUCUCUCGGCCGUCUUCAAGUUCGCGCGGACGCCGCUUGAUAAAGCUCUUGCCUAUGUGCUACAGGCCAGGAUAUUUGCGCAGGCCGGGGAUGCUAUGGCUGAGGUCCUCUCUCUGGAAGAUUGCCUUCGCACCAUGAAGGUCGACUUUGACAGUAACCCGACGUACGAGAUGUGCGACAGAGAAUUCGAGCGGUUAGCGAUCAAGAUUCAGACCAUGGACAAGGAUGAGCUUAUGAACCCGCCCGUCUCUUCGGACACCAGUCUGCCGUCUAUAGGGGCGGUGCUCGCGGAGGCAGUCGGCUCGGCAUGGUGGAGUGAUAACCUCCGAUACUAUCACCUCGCGCUGGUCAUGCUGGAUCUGCACCUGACCUUGGGGGCAUAUCCGCAGUCGGGUCUUGCCUUUCUAUACUUUGGAAUCAUCGCGCUCUCCCGGUUCAGCAUGGUGGGACUCGCGGUCGAGGUUGGAGACGUCUGCAUUGAGCUGAUCGAUAGAUUCCGCGACCCUUUCUCUAUGGCCAGGGGCUACAUGAUUUACGGGAAUUUUCUCGGGCAUGUCCACUUCCCCAUCUCCGUCGCUCUGGCUCAUCUGGAGGGCUCGGUGGAGUACGCUGCCACGGCUGGUGACAGGAUCUCAUUCAUCUUGAGCGCGGGGUUCUCUGCGCUCCUUAAGCUAUACGCGAGCGAAAAUUGCGCAGACCUCGAGGCGUUUUGCCAAUACCAAUGCGAAGGCAUCCAAGGAUGGAAGGAGGACACAAGGGGUGGCACGCUGCUCAUCGCAGUGCGACAGGUCUGCCGUGCUCUUCAGGGCAAAACGCGGACAGGAGACCCGCAGCAAGUCGUGACGGAUGACAAGUUCAACACAGCUGCUUACAAGUCCUGGCUUUCGGUGAGUUGCCGGAAUGGAAACCGCUCCAUCCUCUUUUAUGAGACGCUUGAGAUUGUCCCGCUCUACCUAUAUGGCCACUACGACCGCGCCAUUGAGAUGGGAGAGGUCUGUUAUGCCAACAUUGACGACUUGUGGUCGUCGCGUAACAGCCGGAUGUUCAUGUUCUUUUAUGGGCUUUCCCUCGCUGGAAGGAUGUUUCGCCGAAUCGAUGACCCAAGGUUCGACCCCACCGCGGAGGAAAUACAAGCGUGCAUCGAGCAGCUCUCGGAACUCACGAGAAGCAUAAAACAGUGGGAAGUGUACAACGGCAUAAACUACGCUGCAUGGUCAAAGAUGCUCGAUGGUCAAAUCUGCGAAUUGCGCCGAGACUUUGGGGGCGCCAUUCGACUCUAUGAAGAGGCCCUAGACAACGUGGAGGAGCAAAACUGCACUUUUGACGAGGCGUUGGGAAACAGUCUCAUGGCAGGCGUCUUCGUUGGCCGGAAAGCGAGGCGGUCAGCCAGAGCCGCGAUGAAGGAGGCCGUCUCCCUUUAUAGAAAACUGGGGGCUGUUGGCGUGGCCAACUACAUCGAGGAGGAACAUGCUCUUUUGCUUCACGGGCCUACGCGCAAUCCCAGGACCGUAGAUGCCGGGGUACAGACAGACUUCGCCGGAGAUACUGGCCCCGCCUCUUUCCGACCUGCAGACAGACAGGAGGCCGAGGAGGUGGCCAUAGCCGCACGGAGUGCGGCGGAUCUCAAGGGUGAGCAAAUCGGAGCCUGGCGCGGCUCGGUGAACAUGCAGACCGAAGCGGGAGCUGGCCUACCUGCACUCGAUAUGAUCGACUUGCACGCGAUCCUCCUCUCUUCCCAAGUCAUCUCGGCCGUCCUCAAUGUGGACCAGCUGCUCGAGACGAUGUGUGACGUGAUACUGCAGACAUGCGGCGGCACGGCAACGCUGGCCGCCAUCGUGGUCCGCGACCCGCAAGGAUGGUGCCUUGCCGCAAGCGGUGACCCCGAACGGGGGGCAAAGACGCCAGAGACGCGCGAGCUCAUUUCUUCGACGCCCCUAGUGGAAGAGAACGUGAUCCUCUACUGCACACGGUUCCGGGAGACGCUCUUCAUUCCCGACAUUCUCAACGAUGAGCGAUUCGGUAACGUGAGCGAGACGUGGUCGCAGAGGAAUCCUCUCAGCAAGGCCAUCAUCGCCAUACCCAUCUCCCGUGGUGCUGGUGAAGAUGGCCUUCUCGGUGUGCUGUAUCUCGAGGGCGAGCCCGGAUCGUUCACAGACCGCAACGUGUCUGUCCUCCAGCUGCUGGUCAACCAGAUCGGCAUUAGCUACUCGAAUUCGCUCGCGAUGAAGGCUGUGGAGAAGGUGUCCAACGAGAACGAGCACAACGUGUUGGCCUUGAAGCAGACGGUAGCCCUUGCUCAGGAGGCGGAAGCCAAAGCCUGGAUUGCCGAAGCCGAGGCGAAACGCAACGUGAAGAUCGCCGAAGAGGCAUCUAGGGCCAAGUCGAUCUUCCUGGCAAACGUGUCUCAUGAGCUGCGGACGCCUCUGAACGGCGUGAUCGGCAACUCGGAACUGCUUCGUGAAAGCAACCUCAACAAGGAGCAGCUCGAGAUGGCCGACUCCAUCCGCGUAUCGGCCGACCUACUCCUAGCAGUGAUCAACGAUAUCCUCGACUUCUCGAGGAUGGAAGCUGGGAAGAUUGAACUGUACGUCAUUGCCUUCAACCCAGAGGAGAUGGUGCGGGAGGUUGUUCGUGCCGUAUCGUACAGCAACCGGCAGAAGACGAAGCAAAAGAAUGUCGCCAUCAUCCAAGACAUUCGUCUGCCGUCGAUGCUCAUAUACGGCGACCCCAUCCGGCUUCACCAGGUGCUAGGAAACCUCAUCAACAACAGUCUGAAGUUCACUGAAAAUGGGUCGGUCAUCAUCGGGGUGUACGUGGAGAAGGAGACGAGUGACAAGGUGACGCUCACGUUCAAGGUGCAAGACACGGGCAUCGGGAUCCCCUCGGAACAGUUGAAGAACCUAUUUCAACCGUUCAGUCAGGGGGAUGCGAGCACGGCGAGGAAGUAUGGGGGCAGCGGACUUGGGCUGAGCAUCUGCAAGUCUUUGAUCGAAACGCUGAUGAAGGGGGAAAUUAAGCUCGAAAGCGAGGAAGGGGUUGGAACGACGGCGUCCUUCUCGGUGACAUUCGAGAAGGCCAAACCGGAUGUGAACGUCGGCGAUGCGCACGCUACGAGGGUCCCUCCACUCAUCGACCGGUUCACUGCCCUUCCGACGGCGCAGCUGGAGCAAUCUCUCAACCCCUUUUUCCAACUGACGACCAUACCAAAGGAUCAGAUCCGGAUCUGCAUCGCCGAGGACAACGCGAUCAACCAGAAGAUAGCGAUGGGAUACUCGUACAGGCUCGGCUAUAAGACGGUGGAUACCUACGAGAAUGGGAUGAAGGCCGUGGAAGGGUUGCGGCAGAAAGCGAAGGAAGGCCAGCCAUAUCACGUUGUUCUCAUGGACGUGCAGAUGCCGGUCCUCGAUGGGUAUGAGGCGACCAGGGUGAUUCGCAGGGAGCCUAUCGAUGCCGUCCGCAAGGUUCUCAUUAUAGCCAUGACGGCGUCGGCUAUUCAGGGGGACCGGGAGAAAUGCCUGGCGGCCGGAAUGAACGACUACAUUGCGAAGCCGGUCCGUGUCGACGUGCUGGAGAAGAAGCUCAACAACUACGUCAGUCCUCGCGGCGCGGCGAUGACGGCCUUGACGCCGCUACGGGGUGCGGCAGCUCGGCGGACGGCAUCCCACCAAACCACACUAGCAAGUCCGUCCCGCGUCAUGGACAAUGACCUGGGCGGCUCGACCGUGCGCUCGGCCUUACCGAUCCGAGAUCAACCGGCAGUCGACAGCCCGACGUCAAGCGACUCGGCCGGAUAUUAGAAUACGUCUGACCGAUUGAUACAGCAGCAGCAGCAGCAGCAGCAGUCCAGUCACAGGCAGACUUGAUCAAUAUGACCAGCCCCG